Messenger RNA from Ruditapes philippinarum (Manila clam), 2107 nucleotides. RefSeq names its product target of rapamycin complex 2 subunit MAPKAP1-like. Gene Ontology annotation, biological process: TORC2 signaling. The transcript is spliced from 12 exons. Gene Ontology annotation, molecular function: phosphatidylinositol-4,5-bisphosphate binding. The coding region runs from base 61 to 1557 and encodes 498 amino acids. Gene Ontology annotation, cellular component: plasma membrane; TORC2 complex; cytoplasm. NCBI's taxonomy places the organism in Eukaryota, Metazoa, Mollusca, Bivalvia, Venerida, Veneridae. The record is from RefSeq and is a predicted model, not a curated record.
GUUUUUGUUGUUUCUAAUAGAGGAGAGUACCAGGAAAUGAUCUAAAAUAUAACAGUCACUAUGGCGAUGAUGGACAAUAAGGAGUUUCUGAUAUCUCACAUCAGGAACUCUUUCAUUACAAGUGAUGAUACUGGAAUGUGUGAAAUGAUUAUUGAUGUAGAUGAUCAAGAGCAUAGGGGUGGAUUUGCCAGUGAUAGUGGAUUGGAAUCCUCAGAUAAUGAACUCUCCCAUUCAUAUGAUAUUCUACCUGAUAUGGAUUAUGGAGCUCAUAGACGAAGGUCUAAUACAGCACAGAGAUUAGAAAGAAUGAAGAAAGAAAAAAGGAACCAGAGUAAAGUGAAGAAUAUUUCAUGGAAAGAUAACAACUUGAAAUAUAAUGCUGAAGAAAAGGGUCAUUUAUUUGAGAAGAAAGUUGUCAUACCAUCUGAACAACCAGACACUCCACUUAUCUCCAGAUUGUCUGAACAAUUAGACAGUAGUGCCAGUUUAGGAGAAAACCCAUUCUUAGAAUUUGCCAAGUUUGAUGGAAAGGCAAGUGUAGGGGUUUCAACGAAGAAGAUAGAUAUUUUUCUGACAAUGGUCCCACCAGAAGACCGGCCAUACCCAAUGACUGUAGUUGUCAUAGCAACAGCUAAGAUACAGGAUUUGAUUGGCUUGAUAUGCUGGCAAUAUACUAUAGAAAUGAGAGAGCCUCCACUACAGGAGAACAUAGAUGUAUAUUGUUUACACAUUGCUGAAGAUGAUGGUGAGGUUGACACAGAUUUUCCAAGUUUAGAUAGUAAAGAACCAGUGUCAAAGUUUGGCUUCACAAAGCUUGCAUUAGUACAGAAAGAUGUUCCUACAAGUUCCAACAAACCCUCUAUCAUAGUGACUGUAAAUGUUCCUCAUAGAGGUUUUAACAAGUUUCAAAUUGACAGUCUCAACAUUUCUAUGAGAGAUAUACUGGAGAAAGUUCUAAAACGAAGGAAAAUUAAAGUUCGACCAGGUCAGUCAUACAACCUGGAGAAACAAGUAGAGCCUGGUUUACCUGUAGAUCUUGAUGCUAAUCUCUCUAGCAUGGAUACAUUAGAGUUCUGUCUUGUCAGGGAACAUAGUUCCCGUGGAGAUUAUAUAGAAGUUGAUGACGGCAAGACGUCUAAUCUAGCGGAAUCUCUGACAAGCCACCAGUAUAAAUCUUAUAUUGUAAACAUGAUACAUAAAAUCAGAACAAAAACAGAAGUUCAACUUGGUAUAAGUGGAGAGAAGGUAGAGAUAGAUCCAGUGGCCAGUAAAAGUGGUACAAAACUGUUUCGACAGAAACCAGUAACAUAUGAAGCUGAUAGUAUAGCGUCAUGUGAUAUGAUUGAGGAGAAAGAUGGAGGUAAAUCUGUGUUCCGGCUGACAUAUUUUGGACAUGACUACAAACACCAUGAUUUUGAGGGGGACUCUGAAAUGUGCAAGGAAAUAGUUCAUAAAAUGAACAACAUACUUGAACUACGACUAAGUCCAGUCAGAAAAGAUUAUGUCGCACAAAGAGACAAAAAACUUAAAAAGAGAGAAUCUUUUCAUAAAACAUAGGUUAUGAAAUAUAUUUGUCAACAAAAGUACUGGAAAAUUUGUUUCCAAACAAGCUUUGCUGAAAAGAAAUAAGUAAUAUGAAAUUCAAAAGUUAACUUAACAUUUAACCUUCUGGACUCAAAUUUGAUUAAUCUUUGCCACCAGUAUAGAGCCAGGCCAGUCUUCACAUCCAUGUAGUCUGACCAGGCUCUGUACUGUUGGCUUAAUUUAAAGUUUCAUCCUUAUAUCCCCAGUAUUGAUAAUGAACAUUCCAAAAAAAUUGAAGUUGGGUGAGUCCAUUUAAGAAAAUCUGUAGAUUCAGGCAGGUUAAUGUACAAGGAAUAUAAGACUUAUUUAUACCAUGUGAAAUAACAAUGUGAUUUUUUAGAAGAUCUGCUUUACUGGAAUAAAACAUUUAAACAUGGUUGAAGAAUUUUAAAAAAUGUAUGUGAAUGUAUUUGUAAUUUAUAUAGAUAUCUGUGUGAACUAGUAAAUCAAAGGAUAUUUGUUAUAGAUUUGAUUGUGAAGAAUUGUUAAGGAUUUCACACGAUAAUAAAACAUGAAACACAUA